Messenger RNA from Sclerotinia trifoliorum, 2555 nucleotides. Lineage: Eukaryota; Fungi; Ascomycota; Leotiomycetes; Helotiales; Sclerotiniaceae. The record is from the annotation of a GenBank genome assembly.
AUCUGCCUGAUCAAAACCCAACGGCGUUGCAAUCACUGUCGAUCAUCUUUGUGCUUAAUUUUUAUUCUUUCAAAAGCUGUCUUCUCUCCAGAUAUAAUUUCUGAAAAGCUUCAGUUUGAUUCCCUCACGGAAUUGAAGAUUGUAAGCAGCAGUAUUUUUUAUUAGCGCUAUCUGCGGACUUUAGCCUAGUUUCUCUUUGCCCAGCAUAUAUUUCAGCAGCGCCCAGCAACAAUCCUGCUUGAUGUAAGUGCUUCUCACCAACUCGUUCAUACUUGCCGUUAUUAGACGAACCGGCCCUUUUUUGUUCAAUCGGUUCCAAAUUCAAGACCAUCCGUGCCGUGAUUUGGGUUGACUCGCAUAUGUCGGUAGUACAAUCGAAAUUCCCGUCACACCAUCUCAGUUCUUGUACAUCAUGGACCCAAUCAGCGCCGUCGGAAUAGCUCUCAGUGUAGCAUCCUUGGCUGGUCAACUGUUUACAGGAUGCAUUCAAGGUACGCGAUUUCCUUGAUCUUUCGAGGCACUUUAUUGGAUGUUGAUUUUGCUAUUAUCAGGGAUUCAAUUUAUAAUCACAGCAAAGAAUGUACCUGAAGAGUCAAAGUACUACAAUUUGAGAUUGCGGAUGGAACAGCAGAGAUUAUUUGCAUGGAGUGAGACUUCCGGUCUACUAGACCUUGAGAAUCAAAAUAGCCAGAAAAUCCGCGAAUCCAAUACAUUUGUCAUUCAUCGGACCACCAUCCUAGACCUUCUUGUUCAAAUCGAAUGCUUAUUCAAGGAAUUUGAGAAUGCCCAGAGAAAAAAUAAGCAUCUUAAGGUUAUCCUUGACUUCGUUUCGGAUGAAAACUUUAUCGAUCCAGCCAAAGACGCCUCUAGUGCUAAUGUACCGCUGUCUGAAUCAAGAAGGAAAUUCAUAAUGAAAGCUAUGAAAUCCCUCAAGAAAAAUGCCACAUAUAAUAUUACUGAAGGAGCACGGCGCCUUUGGUGGACUGCCUUCGACAAAGAAGCAUUUGAGAUGCUUCUUCAACGAUUCUCCACACUAAAUGAUAACAUGACGAAUAUCCUUGACACCCGUUUGCAAACUGAGAUUCAUCGGACAACUCAAGACACAAACCGAGGAGUACUACAGCUCCACAAAGACCUUUCCUCUCUCUGUCAAUUGGUAAUGGCUCUGGAUAUAAAGAUUGAUGCCCGGACAAACUAUACUCCAUCAAUUACACAUGAGUAUGCGGAUGACAAUAGCUCAGGUUUGAAACUCUUGUCCCAGCUUGCCAAGUUCAAAGCAUUCAACGAAUCAAUAAAUCCCACAACCGAAAGUUCAACUUGGGAUGAGGCAACAGGGGAAGCUCUUUCAUUGGGAAGGCCUGAUGAUGAGAGAGUGGGUCUCCAGAUUGACAAGUCAAGCAUCAAGUUUGCUCUAGGUGAAGCUUUAAUAGAAGCAAGUGCUAUUAGAUGCGAGGCUACAUAUUUCCACGACGAUAUUGAAGAACCAGUAUGGAUCGAAUGGAAAGAAUAUGAUUGUAGCCCUAACGCUACCUCUCCAUCACCUCUUAUAGUGGACCGUGUCCAGAAACUUGCUGCACUCCUUCAUCAUGAGCCAAAACCAGAAGCUUUCCGUGUCCCUCAUUGUCUCGGCUAUUUCGAUAAUCUUGCACCCCAACCUACUCUACUCUCUACCGACUCCGAAGAAGAUGAACCACCAGAGGCACGCAUCGGACUAGUCUUUCGGAAGCCGGCUUCGAUCAAUACCUCGCCCAUUUCUCUCAUCCAAUUGUUCUUGAAUUACCCCAAACCACGCAUCACAGAUCGUAUAAAAUUAGCUCACGCACUUUCAAAUUGUUUAUUAUAUCUACACUCCGUCAAUUGGCUUCAUAAAGGGCUUCGUUCGCACAAUGUAGUAUUCUUUCCAGUCACACCAAAGGAUGAUGGACGUCAAAUUGUGAUUUGGGACCAAGUGUAUUUAAGUGGCUUUGACUUUGCCCGACCAGCGAGGAAGGAUGAAACGACAGAAGUUCCAGGAGACGGUGAGGAGCAUAAUAUGUAUAGACAUCCAAGUACCCAAAACAUUGGGUUUGGCCCAAGAGAGAGUAAGCUUUCUUCUCCCCACAAACAUGAUGAUCGGUGAUCCUGAUGAUAAUUAUAGGCUACCGGAAAAGCUUUGACAUAUAUAGUUUUGGUGUCGUACUAGUUGAACUGUGUUUCUGGAAAUCAAUAACAGAGAUCGUGACCGAAAUCAGCGAGCGACCAUCUAAAAGAGCAAAAAAUGUGCAAGGAAUUCUUAUGAGCGAGGACAUGCUAUCAAAAAUAGGAGGAGAAAUGGGCGAAGUAGUGGAAGAAGUUGUAAGGAAGUGCAUAGUGGGUGGCAAAGAGUUAGGUAUAGAAGAUGGAGAAGAUGAAAUGGGUGAUGAAAGAGUCGCCUCAAAACUCGGAAUGAGGUUUUUCGAAAAUGUAGUCAAAAAGCUAGGCGAUGUCAAAGUCUAAAACAUAUACGUACCUCGGAGUAUCAAUACAUAUGAAGCCUCAAAUGAACUUAGAUGCCCCACACCUUCAACCGCGGUUGA